CCCUUAAUAGUCUGUGAAAUUAUCGUCUUUAUAUAAUAAUCCCCGUGUACUGUCACAACUUAUUUUACACGUAUCAUAAAUAAAUAAGAAAUAAAAACCACGAUAAAUUUAUGAGUCAGAAAUCUUUCACACUGAAAAGGUGUUCCUUUUUGUUUGCUACAAUAAUUAUCUUCUUGUGCUAAUAAGUUAUGGUGCUUUUAAUUCGCUUAUUUGAUGCUCAAUGUGUUUUCUUUGUGCAAUGGUGGUGUGACAUCAUAAAUGGACCAUAGACAUGGAUGCAUCGCACCAGGCGAAGGAAUGAAAUGCACCGCGCGUAAAAAAGGGACGGUUUCAACUACGCAGCUAUCAAACUACUAUUGAUUUUACAUCAACAAACAAGAUGCAGUCUGCACUGGAUCACAACGCUAGUGGUCGUGUCUCCGUGGAUUUGGACGAGCCAGUAGAAGAGACACCUCUGUUGGAUAUGGCGGGGGAAGAGCAUUCGCGGCUGAAGACCUGGGCCAGCAUUGGCGUGCUGACCCUGGUGUUGUUGGCUGGAAUACUCAUCGGGAUAUACCUACUGGUUCUUCAGAGCAAAGCUGAGCACAUCAUACCGGAUGAAUCUAAGGUCGAGGUGGUGAAACCGAAAUACUUCGACUCGAGCGACUUCUUCUCUGACGAAUACCGACCGAGCCUGGUCGUCAUCAGGGCGGGAGAAACCCACGAGUGCUAUGAAGUCGCUGAGUGUAUCAGGGUCGUACAGGAUAUGGAGGAUGACUUAUUUCCUAAUGGGUAUCUAAGUCCGUUCCAUGUUCUGGCCAUGAGCGACGGCCGGUUCAUGUAUGAUCGCAGCUGGCAUCCUGGAAAAGGCGACACCUUCAUCAUUGCCAUGAUAGGUAACUACACAGAAGGAAAACUACCGAUGAUGGACCAAGUCCACGGGAUUUCAAACUUCAUAUUUUACCACGAGAAACUGGGCCACUUCGAUCCCAAGUACACAAUUGUGGUUGAAACCAACAACUGGUACGUUCUAGACAGCUUCAGGGGCAAUCCACACUUCUGCACCCAAUGCAAACCGAAUUGAGGAUUCUACUCACUAGGCUGAAAAGGUAGAUGUUGGAGUCUGUAUGCUGCCUAAUAAACAGGGUGUAACAAAACUGAUAAUACUUGAGGGUGUGUGAGUGUAUAUAAAGUUCACUGUGAAAGUAGCAGCGCUGAAAGAUCAAUAUUUUUGGGUUUCUAUGGGCAAGCACUUGUGCGUCAGAAAUUUCCCCAUACAAAAGUUUAAAAAAUUGCUCUUUCAGCGCUGCUAAGUACUUUCAGAGUGAAAUCAUUAGGGACUCAUUACUCCCUAAAGUAUUAUCAUUUAGUUUUGUUACACCCUGUAUAACAGGUGAUACAAACAACUGUCACCUGCUAGACAGCUUUAGGACAAUCCACACUUCUGCGCCGACUUAAGGAUUUUACUCUAGGCUGAAAAUAAUGUUGAUGUUAGUAGUUUGUGUGAUGUCAUAUUUGACCAUAUCAUCAUCCAUGUAUUACUUUUUAAACAAACACAUUUCGAACUCAAUUCUAAUGAUAUUGAACUUCGUAAAAAUUCUAUACGGGUCUGUCUCAAACUCAACUGAUGUAUAACUGUACUGACCUAUAUCUGUACAUCUAUGAGCUUAUCUGAAAGACUUAUUUAAACUAUGGAAGCUUAUCAGCCAAUUAAGAGUAAAG
Molecule: messenger RNA, 1701 nt
Organism: Aricia agestis (brown argus)
Lineage: Eukaryota; Metazoa; Arthropoda; Insecta; Lepidoptera; Lycaenidae
Exons: 6
Coding region: 380-1063 (227 amino acids)
Biological process (GO): peptidoglycan catabolic process
Molecular function (GO): N-acetylmuramoyl-L-alanine amidase activity
Source: RefSeq, a predicted model, not a curated record